Messenger RNA from Cygnus olor (mute swan), 546 nucleotides. It is a transcript of the gene SF3B5, whose product is annotated as splicing factor 3b subunit 5. The record is from RefSeq and is a predicted model, not a curated record. Gene Ontology annotation, cellular component: precatalytic spliceosome; U2 snRNP. Lineage: Eukaryota; Metazoa; Chordata; Aves; Anseriformes; Anatidae. The coding region runs from base 87 to 347 and encodes 86 amino acids. The transcript has a single exon. Gene Ontology annotation, biological process: mRNA splicing, via spliceosome.
GCCGUCGGGCCGGGGGAGCGGAAGGGGCGCGGCGCGGGGCGGGGCGGGCGGUGAGGCCGGAUCCGGGCGCCAUUGCUUGCGGCGCCAUGACGGACCGGUACACGAUCCACAGCCAGCUGGAGCACCUGCAGUCCAAGUACAUCGGCACGGGGCACGCCGACACCACCAAGUGGGAGUGGCUGGUCAACCAGCACCGCGACUCCUACUGCUCCUACAUGGGCCACUUCGACCUGCUCAACUACUUCGCCAUCGCCGAGAACGAGAGCAAGGCGCGCGUCCGCUUCAACCUCAUGGAGAAGAUGCUGCAGCCCUGCGGGCCGCCCGCCGACAAGCCCGACGAGUCCUAGCCCGGCCCCCGGCCCCUGCCCCGGGAUGGAGCCGCCCGCCCGCAGCCAGCCCCGCAGCGCCCGGCCGCCCGCUGGCCUCGCAGCCCCCGGCCCCUCCGUCCUGCUCCGUGCGCGCCGGCGGGGAGGUGCUGGGACAACGCCUGCUCCCGGACAGUUUCUCGCAGUUCCACAGUUGUUCAAUUUCUCUCUCUCUUUUUUU